Cynara cardunculus var. scolymus (artichoke) is the source of this 1439-nucleotide messenger RNA. RefSeq lists its product as uncharacterized. Bases 33 to 1034 code for a protein of 333 amino acids. The record is from RefSeq and is a predicted model, not a curated record. The transcript has 2 exons. NCBI's taxonomy places the organism in Eukaryota, Viridiplantae, Streptophyta, Magnoliopsida, Asterales, Asteraceae.
UUGAUUGAUCCAUCUCAAACAUCAACGACGCCAUGGCCGGAGAUAUCGCGGCACCACCACCGAAGAACAAUGGAAACACCAUCGAUCCCAAUUCUCCAUAUUAUCUUCAUUGCUCUGAUUAUCCAAGGCAGAUGCAGGUAAACGAUGUUCUCUUUGACAGCAACUAUGGAGAUUGGGUUCAAGAGAUGAAGAAUUUUUUGUUCGCAAAGAACAAAAUCGGUUUUGUUAAUGGUUCAAUUAAAAGGCCAGAAGAGGAAUCGGCACAAUAUAUGUUAUGGAUGAGAUGUGAUGCUAUGAUAAAGGGAUGGUUGACUACAGCCAUGGAGAAGGAUAUCAGAUCAAGCAUCAAACACGCCAACACCGCUGCGGAGAUAUGGGCCGAUCUUGAAGAAAGAUUUGGCAAGGAAAGUGCUCCUCGAGCAUAUGAACUAAAACAGACCUUGACCACCACGGCUCUGAACGGUGCAUCUGUUUCAGUCUAUUACACCAAGAUGCGAGGGCUGUGGGACGCAAUACAAACUGUGUCACCAACACCUUAUUGCACUUGCGGAAGGUGUACAUGUGAUGCUGGAAAAAGACUGAACGAAGCAAAAGAAAAGGAGAGGCUCUACGAGUUGUUGAUGGGACUUGAUAAUGAGUUUGCAACGAUUAAGACUCAGAUUCUUGCCUCGAAACCAACUCCUACGCUUGGCACUGCUUAUCAUCUAGUCGCUAAAGAUGAACAACAAAGAGCUAUAGCGGCCACAAGAAGACCCAUACAUGAGGCUGCUGCCUUUCAAAGCUUUGAUCAGAACAGAAGGGAAGGAACCAAUGACUCAACACCACAGCGUAAUAAAGGCGGUACAAAGGAGGCAAGACGCAACGGCAAUGAUGAAGUUGAAAAUUGUACCUUCUGUGGUAGAACGAGACAUAAUAAAGAUGGUUGCUUCAAGCGAAUUGGCUAUCCCGAGUGGUGGCCUGGAAAAGGAAAGAAAGAAAAAGGUUACCUAAAGCUGUGUUUGUCAACACUGAAACCACAAAAGUACCCAUCAUGACAAACAAACAAUAUCAGGAGCUACUCAAGCACUUCAAGAACACUAACAAAGGAGGUGUAGGACCUGUCGGUAACAUGGCCGGGUUACUCGAGAAGAACUUGAUUGGCAUAGGUAAGUGCAAGGGUGGUCUCUAUUGAAUCGAUUCGGUGGCAGAAAAGAAAAUGGCAAUGAUGGCUGCACCAGAUAUUGAAGUUUGGCACAAAAGACUUGGUCACACUUCAGACUCCAAGUUACGUUAUUUUGAGUUUUUAGAAAAUCUUGUUCCUAGGUCAAAUAAUAGUGUUUGCGAUUCGUGUGUAAAGGCAAAACAUUCCAGACUUCUUUUUCCUAAAAGUUCUAUUAAAACGAUUGAAUGUUUUAAUUUACUUCAUUGUGAUAUCUGGGGAAAUUAUCGAACUCCUUCGC